AUUUUUAUAAUUUUGCUUUCUUAAAAGAGCUAUAAAGAAAACAUUACUGGGAUAUUUACUGACUGUGCUCCGUUCGGAACGUCAUUGUUUAAUUUAAUCUUUUCGUCGCGGAGUAGCACUUUGGAUGCGUGUCACGUGACAUCCCUGACGUUUCCCGCGUCACGUGAUGGAGCAGCGAGAGCAAUAAAAUUUUGAAAAAUUUACUUAUUAAAAAUUGUAUAAAUGUAGCGAAGUUAAAAUAAUUGUAGAAGAUUUAAUUUUCGUUUGAAAUUAUUUUCAUUGAUAUAAUAUAAUUAAAUAUUGACGAUGAGAAUUGCGUAUUUGUGCAUCGACAUCGUUAGUUUCGGUUUUGUUUUGUGGCGUAAUUGUGUGUAACGUGUGCUAGUAUUAUUUUGAAUUACAACUCUGAAAUUAAGAAAAUGCUUUUGAUACUACCGAAGUAUUUUUUUUUAAAUACUUAUUGUGAUUUAUGAUUUGGAUCGAAAGAUAUCGAUAGCCAGCAAGAAGAGUUUAAAUUAGCGUUAUCGGAUGAUUAUUUUUAUCAGAUUGUAAGCCAUCUUUAAAGAUAAUUUAUUACAUUGACUUUUAAAAUUAAAUAAGAAUAAUGAGUGAGAAAAACAAGAAGAAAUUCAUUCAAAGACCGAUGGGAUAUAAAGAAUUGGAAAGUCUGAUUCAAAAAGAUUCGCAUGAAAUUCUUUUAACACUUCAGUCAAAGAAAAGUUUUCUGGAGCUUUUAUCACAACCUUUCCUUAAUAAAGAUAGAGUAGCAUUGAUUUUAACAGCUGUGGGUAAGGCGUGCAAAUCUAACGAAAGAGAGAUUUUGAGUUUAUUUUUAAAAUCUAUUGAAUCUACAAAUAAUUUUAAAUUUAUUCAUUUACAAAAGUUUCUUUGUAAUUUACAAAAUAAUAAGUGCGAGGAUUUUCAUAUUAAUUCAUUAAACUAUUUAAUAAUCUUUCUCUCGGAACUCCAAAGAGUAAUUCCUGCGUCGGAUACGUUAUCUAUCAUCUUGCCGUUACUAAAAACUACGGUCGAGAAGGUUGCCAAACGUGGCGAAACUAUUUCAUCUAAUUUAGAAGAAAAAAUUAAGGAAUUGGAACAAGCAAAUGACAGCUUUUGCGAAUUACACAUGAAUCAAAAAAAAGAAAACUGUAAAUUAAAACAUAAUGAAGUAGUGGAUCCGCCAAAUGAUUUCAGGGAGAUUCCUAUACUCCCUGUUAGCAGAGAAAGCUUAAUGGAAGAUCCACCAUUCAUUAGACCAAUCAUUCAGGAAGGUAGUUAUUCCAGUGUUGACCAUUAUUUGGAUAUUCAAUUUAGACUGUUACGCGAAGAUACUCUUAGACCAUUAAGAAGUGGAAUUGGUGAGUAUCUGAUACAUGUCGGAAAAUCGGAUAAAAGUAAUCUUCAUAAAAACUUGAAAGUAUAUACCAAUGUUUCAAUUAAAAGAUCGGUUAUGACUGCAUCUGGAUUAAAUUAUAUAAUUUCAUUCGAUGUUAAAAAGUUUAAAUCUAUAAAUUGGAAUAAUAGCAAAAGACUUUUAUUUGGAUCAUUAUUGUGUUUAUCACAUGAUAACUUUCAAUCUAUGAUUUUUGCUACUGUAUCUAAUAGAAAUGCAGAAAAUCUAGCAAAGGGACAACUAGAAAUUCAUUUUGAAAAUUCUAACAAGAUAUUUGAUUUCGAACCAUUCACAGUUUUUAUCAUGGUUGAAUCGGAUGCAUAUUUUGAGGCUUAUUAUCACGUAAUGUUAGCUCUUCAAAAAAUGACAGAAGAUACACUUCCUUUCAAACAGUACAUAGUAAAUUGUGAAAAAGAAGUAAAAGCGCCCAAAUAUUUAAAGAAAAACGACUGUUAUAAUUUUCAGUCUUUGAUGACGUCAUCCGAUUCUGCUAAUUUUGAAUACGCUGCAAGUAUAAAGAUGCUAGAUACCGCAACCUGGCCGUCGAAGGAUGAUAUGGGUUUAGACGAUUCUCAGAUAAAAUCUUUAAAAAUGGCAAUGACUAAAGAAAUAGCCAUCAUACAAGGACCACCCGGUACAGGGAAAACAUUUAUUGGAUUAAAGAUCGUCCAGUUGCUUUUAAAUAAUUGUAGUGUUUGGAAUUCGUCGGAAGAAUUAUCGCCUAUACUUAUUGUUUGUUAUACAAAUCACGCAUUAGAUCAGUUUUUAGAAGGCAUUUUAUCUUUCACAAAUAGUAUAGUACGUGUGGGAGGACGGUCAUCUAAUCCGUCUAUGAAUGCCUAUCAAUUGGCGUUUUUACGACAGCAAGAUCAAACGAAAUCCAGCAUUCCGCAUUAUUUAUCAAAAGGAUAUCUUGAAACAAAGUUAGGAUUAAAAGCUAUUCAGAGAGAAAUAAUAAAUCUUGAAAAGAAAAUAGAAAAUGCAGGGAGCUGUAUACUAUCACUAAAUGAAUUGAGUCAAUUUAUGAGUAAAGAGCAUUUUUUAAAGACUUGUGAAAAUAUGUCCCAAUAUUUUGAUGGCAGUACAAUAAUAUCAGAGUGGUUACGACUCAAUGAUAUUACCGACGAUGUAGAAAAAGAAUAUGAUCAAAAAGAAUUAUCUGACGUAAAUUCAUCGGCAGAUAUGGAAGAUUUUGAUGAAGAAGAAAUCGGUGAUAUUGAUUAUAUCACAAAUGAGAGAGUGAUUGAUGAUUUUGAAGUUGAUGCUGAAACUGCAGGAACAUCAAAGGAUAGUUCUAAAAACUUACAGUCAGAACUAAAAAACGAAACUAAUUGGUUAGUGAAACGAAAUACUGAUAAUCAACAUAAAAAAAUUAUGAAAAAAUUACAAGAAACAAAUAUUAUGACAGAAAGACAAGAAAAUGAGUGCGAAAAUAUCUGGAAUUUAAAUAUUGCAGACCGUUGGCGAAUGUAUCGAUUAUGGGUGGCACGUUACAUCGAUCAUUAUGUAGAACAAAUUAAAAGCUGUCAGGAGAAGUAUAAAGAGAAUAUGGAAGUAUUUUCCAAUCUUAAAGUAUUACAGGAUGUAGAAUUAAUGAAACAUGCUAAAAUUGUUGGUAUGACUACAACUGGAGCUUCAAAAUAUCGCAGUAUUGUUCAGAAAUUGAAACCAAAAAUAGUUAUAGUAGAAGAAGCAGCCGAAGUUUUGGAAGCUCACAUUGUGACAUCGUUAACUCCGGAUACACAACAUUUAAUUCUUAUAGGUGAUCAUCAGCAAUUGAAACCUUCUCCAACUGUUUAUGAAUUGGCAAAAAAGUAUCAUUUAGACUUGUCGUUUUUUGAAAGAAUGAUAAAUAACGGAAUGCAGUAUGAAAAAUUAAUGAUUCAACAUAGAAUGAGACCGUGUAUUUCGACGUUACUUGUUCCAUAUUUUUACAAGCAUCUGACAGAUCACGUGUCAGUAAAAAAAUAUGAAAAUAUAAAAGGAAUGGAUAAAAAUAUGUUUUUUGUUUGUCAUAAUUAUCACGAAAGUGUUAAUGACGAUUCAAAGAGUAGAAGCAAUUAUCAUGAAGCAAAAUUUAUUGAUGGUUUGUGCAAAUAUUUGAUUCUUCAAGGUUACAAACCGUCACAAAUUACAAUUUUAACAAUGUAUACGGGACAAAUGCAUUUGUUAAAAACAAGACGAAGUCAUGCUUGUAAAGAUGUUCGUAUAACUGUGGUAGAUAACUAUCAAGGAGAAGAAAAUGAUAUUAUUUUGAUUUCAUUUGUAAGGAGUAAUAUGGAACAAAAUAUUGGGUUUCUUAAAGUAAAUAAUCGUGUAUGUGUGGCACUGUCAAGAGCUAAAAAAGGAUUAUAUUGCAUCGGAAAUUUUGAAUUCUUUGCCGAAAAUAGUGAAUUGUGGAAAAAUAUAAUUGAAGAUUUAAAAGAAAGCCAUCACAUUGAAUUCUCGUUAAAACUGAAAUGUCAGAAUCAUCCGUCGAAUAUAACUGAUGUGAAUUCGGCUUCUGAUUUUGUUCAUAAAGCACCAGAAGGCGGUUGUCAUCAACUAUGCAAUUUCCGUUUAGAUUGUGGGCAUUCCUGCACGAUUUUCUGUCAUCCUUAUGAUCAGGAGCAUAAGGAUUUUAAAUGUAAAAAAUUAUGCCAAAGAAAAAUAUGCAAAUAUAAUCAUCGUUGUAAGAAGAAAUGCUUUGAAACUUGUGGACCUUGUUUAGAAUUGGUUCCAAAAAGACUUCCAAGUUGUAAUCAUAUAAUGGAAAUUUAUUGUCAUCAAGAACCAGAAGAUGCCAUUUGCAAUUUUAUUCUUUCUAAAAAAUUACAAUGUGGUCAUGUUUGUAAAGUUAAAUGUGGUUCGCCAUUACCCGUAUGUCAAAAAUUAUUAGAUCGUCGAGCUUUAUGUGGUCAUAAUGUGAAAGUAGAAUGCAAGGAUUCAAUGAACGAAUGGAAAAAAUUGAAACUGUGCCAAGAAGUCUGUAAUACAGAAUUAGAAUGUGGACAUAUCUGUAGAGGAAAAUGUAACGAAUGUCAGCAAGGUCGUUUACAUGUCAUAUGUGUGGAAAAAUGCAAAAGAAUUCUUGUUUGUGGACACGAAUGCCAAUUUCCCUGUGCAGAAAAUUGCCCUCCAUGCACGAUGAAAUGUGAAAAUAGCUGUAAACAUAGUAAAUGUCCUAAAAUAUGUGGUCAGCAGUGUAAAACCUGCAAAGAGGAAUGCAGUUGGAAAUGUGAACACUACAGAUGCAAACAGCUCUGUGGGGAGUUGUGUGAUCGACCACCGUGUAAUAAAGCAUGUCAUAAAAUUUUGAAAUGUGGUCACGAAUGUAUAGGAUUGUGUGGAGAACCAUGUCCUAAAUUGUGCAGAAUUUGUAAUCAUGAUAAAGUUACUGAGAUAUUUUUUGGAACAGAAGAUGAGGAAGAUGCUAGGUUCAUUCAGUUAGAAGAUUGUGGACACGUAUUUGAAAUUACUGGCUUUACUCAAAUGUUGGAAAUGAGUUCUAAAAUUACCGACGAAAUUCAAAUGAAAUCUUGUCCAUGGUGUAAAAAAGUUAUUCGAAAAAGUCUUAGAUUUGGAAAUCAUAUAAAAGCAUGUCUUAAAGGAAUUGAAUUAGUUAAAGAAAAGAUUAGAGGCAUUGAUAAUGAUAAUGAAAGAAAAAAACAAAGUUUGAUUGAAAAAAUAGACAAAUUUAGAACUGAAGACGAACAUGUUAUUUUUGAUAUGCUAACUAAACUUCACUCUCGAUCAACUGUUAACGUUGAUACCGAAGUAAUUUAUAGAGUUACGUCUAAUAUCAAUAAUAUACUUCUUGAAGAAAAGCAAAUGUAUAGACAUUUGCUAGAUACUUUAGAAAAUUUUUUAAAUUUCUUAAAUGAUAUAUUUGAUUUUUGUAACAAUUUGUUAUCGAUAUAUAAUCGUAUUCAAAACGUUGAGACUCGGCACUCUCUUAUUUGGGAAUUUGUUUUGAAAUGUAUUAUCGUGAUAUUAAAAGUGAUGGAAGAAAACUCGUCGCGUGCUUCUUAUCAUUUACUUUGCGAUAUAAAUAGAGAAAUUAAUCGACUUAAACUUUUUACUAAACUGUUUCAUAUCACGACAAGAUACGCAAAUAAUCCAGAUUUUAUACGUUAUUACCGGAAAGCUGUAGAAAUAUUAACCGUAUUUAAAACAUUUGAUGAUCACGUUUACAAAAAAGCCGACAAGAAACUGAACAAAUUAGUAAAAUGUUGCGACGGUGCCGUUCUUGGAAUAAGCGACGCAGAAAAACGUCAAAUUCUGAAAGCUAUGGAUCUUCGACAGGGACAUUGGUUUCAGUGUCCUAACGGACAUAUUUAUUGCAUUACGGAAUGCGGAGGUGCAAUGGAAGAAGGGAAAUGUAACGAGUGCGGUUUGGCCAUCGGUGGACAUCGGCAUCGUCUCCGUCAAGACAACAGAGUAGCGAGUGCCAUGGACGGAUCAAGACAUGCAGCAUGGUCCGAACAUGCAAAUUUAAAUAAUUUUAUGUUAGAUGAUAUACUAAACUGAAUAAAUAUGUAUCAUUGAAAAUUAAUUUUCCUGAUAAAUCUGUGAUAAAUAUAGCUUUGUAUAUUAACUAAAGGCAGGUUUAAAUUUAAGCGUAGGAGAAAUCUGAAAAAAAAUCUUUCUAUGUU
Molecule: messenger RNA, 6027 nt
Organism: Centruroides sculpturatus (bark scorpion)
Lineage: Eukaryota; Metazoa; Arthropoda; Arachnida; Scorpiones; Buthidae
Product: NFX1-type zinc finger-containing protein 1-like
Exons: 3
Coding region: 605-5902 (1765 amino acids)
Biological process (GO): regulatory ncRNA-mediated heterochromatin formation
Cellular component (GO): nuclear RNA-directed RNA polymerase complex; nucleus
Molecular function (GO): helicase activity; zinc ion binding
Source: RefSeq, a predicted model, not a curated record